Molecule: messenger RNA, 384 nt
Organism: Anisakis simplex (herring worm)
Lineage: Eukaryota; Metazoa; Nematoda; Chromadorea; Rhabditida; Anisakidae
Source: the annotation of a GenBank genome assembly
GCUGAACGAGAUCUUAUGGUUGAAGCGCUUCAGACAAUCAACGUCUGGGUGGGAAGAGGUGCUCAGAUGAGUUCGGAUGAAAGUCCGUUGAAUCCGACGCCACCAUACGUUCCGUCGGAUCCGUUCAGUGAAGAAAUGAAAGCAGUUCAAGAGAGAUGGCAUGAAAUCGACAUAAACAACAGUUGGGAGAUGCUAUUGCUACAGUCACCACCAUCCAUUAAGGCUUUAGGUGAACUGAUGGUGCUCUCUUUAACACCAUCGAAUCGUUCAUCUGUCUGCAUUGGUGAAGGUAUCAGUCUCAGGGCACCUCGAUACCAUCUUGGUGGCGCCGGAUAUCUUCAAACGCUUCUGGCGCAGGCAGCCCAAGAUAUCUUCAGGCUGUGA